Messenger RNA from Eufriesea mexicana, 1806 nucleotides. RefSeq lists its product as uncharacterized. NCBI's taxonomy places the organism in Eukaryota, Metazoa, Arthropoda, Insecta, Hymenoptera, Apidae. Bases 13 to 1806 code for a protein of 597 amino acids. The record is from RefSeq and is a predicted model, not a curated record. The transcript is spliced from 11 exons.
CUUAAAGGUUAUAUGACAAUUAUAUUCUUGUUUGUAUCCGUAUGUUCAUCUAUUUUGGAUGAUAGUGAAUACAAUUAUAUCUGUGAUACUAAUGGUUGCAAUACACCCACAAAUAAUUAUAAUAAUGAUAUUUCUUCUAUAAAGUUUUGUUCAAGUGAAGAUGUUUUUACUGAUGUUAAUUUCUCAAUAAUAGAAAAUAAAAAUGAAACUUCCAAAUUUCCCGCUGUUGUGCAAAUUAAUCUUAAGCCACCAAAAAAUGCAUGCAAGUAUAUUCUGACUUUAUUAGCAAAUGAAUCAAUCAAUAAAGAAAAAUGUAGAAAUUAUAAAUUUCAUAACUCUAAUGGAAGUGAACAACAUACUAAAAGUACCAUAUGUUUUGUUUCAAAUGACAAACAAUACCAGAAUACUACUGGAAUAUUUAUUCCAUAUAUAUUUACAGCAUGUUAUUCUAUUCAAUUUUAUUUUGGAGAUAUAAAAAUGAUAAAAGAUAAUAAAUUCUUAAAAACCAAUUACAAACGAACAGAAAUCAUAGAACCAAAAGUUGAAUGUACAUAUGAGUAUAAUAUUGUACCUGAUAUAGAAAAUAACAAGCUAGUAUAUUUUAAAAUAUACUUUUCUGUACCUAUGGUUAUAGCUGGAAUGAUAAAGUUAGGAACAGUGGCUAAUUCACAUGGAAGUGAAACAUGUUUCAUUAAUAAUGAAGACUUUUCAUAUGGUACCUGGAAUUUUGAUAUUUUGAACAACUAUUUAGAUGGUGAACAUCAUAAUCUGAAUACAACUUUAUUAACAAAUGAUAUAUAUAAAAAUGAUAUAAAAUUUGAAGCUGAGAGUUUGCAAGAGGUAAAUUAUUGUAUUUCAAUAUCUUUUUAUGAUACAAGAUGCAUAAGACGUACAUUAUGGAAACCACUUCAUGAUUGUAUUUGGUACCAAAGUUGUCAAAAUAUUACUCCUUACAAUUUUGCAAUUCCAGCUAAUACUAAUCCUGACACAGUUUCUUACCUAUACUUACCAAUUAUUAUUAUUACAUUAACUAUAUUUGCAAUUACUGGAAUUAUAUAUCUUAUUUACCUCAUAUGUAUUUGUAAUGUACAAGGGAAAAACUUUUAUAUAAAUAUUUUCAAUGGUAAUAUUAUUGAAACUAAUGAAGUUAAAUAUAAAAAAUCAAAUAUUCAUACUUUAAAAGACAUUACGAAAAAAGUAAAUAUAAAUACCGACAUCAUAUUGCUAUAUCCUAAAGGCCCUGAAUCAUUUAUGGCAUUAAUGGCAGAUUUUCGCGGAAUACUUAGUCGAGUUUGCCAGUGUGUUGUACAUGAUUGGUAUGAUGGGAUAGAAUGGAAUUAUGUGGCUGAGAUUGGUGCGUUUGAUUGGUUUGCGGAAAUGCUUCAUAAAGAAUGCCGCGUUGUUUGGAUAGAUACUCCAAUAAUGCGUUCGUUAAUUAGACAAAAAUUUAACAAAAAUGAUUUUCUUAAAAAUUCGGAGCAAUAUAGUUUCAUAAAAAUUGGCGAUUUUCGUGAUGUAGUAUUUCCCACCGUAUUUAGUUUAUCUAAACGUAAUAUUGAACAAUCGUCAUUGUAUCAACCUAAACAUUUUAUUGUACGAUUAAAAGGCUUUGAAAAUUUUGAAAAUGACAAUGAUCCAUUUGUCCACUUAUCUUCCUAUAUGCGGUACUUUAUACCUCAGGAUUUAAAUUUGCUGUGUUCCCAUUUAUCAACAUUGGACUCAAAUGCAAUUGUACCAUUUACAAAUCAGGAGGAAAAUCUUAUAAAGCAGAAUUUACAUUAUGUAAAAUCAGAGUUUUAUAAAUAA